AGUGUAAAGUAUGGGAAUACUAGUUCGAGGAGAGCCUCUGUCCUGGGAGGAAACGAAAGAACUGUCGGACUACAUAAAGGAUCAUGGAGUAAAGCAGUUUAUACACCUGAUGAAGACGAUGAAGCAGAGGAAAUACGAGGAGCUUAAGUGGGGCGAUGAGAUUGAGUAUUUGUUGUUCAAGUUCGACCACGAGAAAAAACGUGUUUAUCUGCACUGUAAAACUCAGGAGUACCUGGAGCGACUAGCUAAACAUAACUGUAAGUUUGAGAUGCCAGUCACAUUUGUGGAGGAGUACGGAUCUUUCCAGAUUGAAUCUACUCCUAACAAACCCUUCUUGGAGGAUUUUGAGGAGCUGAACAAUGUUAUAAGGGACAUGAGGCACAGGCGCAAGGAGUUGAUGUUGCUGAUGGACAGCGAGACAGAAACAGUUCUGACACUGACUAAUUUCCCUCGUCUGGGCUGCCCUGACUUCUGCUGGCCUCCUGCCCAACCCUCUCCUCACGGCAAUGUCUCUCAGAGCAUGUUCUUCCCGGACGAAUGUAUCAACCCUCACCCUCGCUUCCCCAACUUGACUAGGAACAUCAGGCAGCGUAGAGGUAAAAAGGUUGAGAUUAAUGUUCCUAUCUUCAAAGACGAGAACACUCCCAGCCCUUUUAUUGAGUUCCCUGACAUUCCAGCUGCUAAACCGGACCAUGUCUACAUGGACGCUAUGGGCUUCGGCAUGGGCUGCUGUUGCAUUCAAAUGACAUUCCAGGCGUGUAACCUAUGUGAAGCGAAGGUGCUGUACGACCAGCUAGCAGUAGUGACCCCCAUAGUAAUGGCUCUGUCAGCAGCUGCCCCUAUCUACAGGGGCUACUUGUGUGAUGUGGACUGCAGGUGGAAUGUUAUCUCUGCUUCUGUUGAUGACAGAACUGAUGAUGAGAUAGCAGAUCCUGGUAAGAACAAAGCCCGCUCCUCCCGCUACUCCACUAUAAACUCCUUCCUGCGCUCCGAGAAGUUCAGUGAUGUGAACCCACCCUACAAUGAGGAGGUUUACAAGACUCUUAUAGAGGCUAAUGUGGAGAAUAUCGACCCGCUGAUGGCACGUCAUAUCGCUCAUCUCUUUAUUAGGGAUCCCAUCUCAGCCUUCAGCAACAGGAUCGAGCUGGACGAUGAGAAUGACACGGACCACUUUGAAAGUCUACAGUCUACCAACUGGCAGAACAUGCGGUUCAAACCACCUCCCCCUGGAUCAGACAUCGGAUGGAGAGUGGAGUUCAGGACCAUUGAGGCCCAGAUAACUGACUUUGAGAAUGCAGCAUUUGUGUCCUUCUGCAUUCUACUGAGCAGGGCCAUGGCCAGUUUCAAAUGUAACUUCUAUAUGCCGCUCUCCCUCGUUCAGAUCAACAUGGAGAGAGCCCAGAAGAGGAACGCUGUUCUUGAUGAGAAGUUCUACUUCAGGAAGAACAUACAGUGUUGUAAGUGUGAGUGCGAACCGGAAAUAGUUGAGAUGACGAUUGAUGAGAUUAUCAACGGAAACGGCGACUUUCCGGGAAUCUGCAAAGUUAUCAGAGCAUACGUUAACAACAUGGAUUUGGAGUUUGUCACAGCAACAAGGAUCUGUUCAUACAUCAGUCUGAUACAGAAGAGAGCCAGUGGAGAGUUGAAGACAACAGCUGCGUGGUUGAGAGAGUUUGUACAUAACCAUCCUCUCUAUAAGCAGGAUUCUGUGGUAUCUGAGGAGAUGACAUACGACAUGCUGAUGGAGUGUAACGCUAUAACUAACGGAAAGGAAUGCCCAGACCUGAUUGGUACACUACGUCAGACCAGCGACCACAACAACAAGCACUUCAGACGAGACAGCUAUAAGACCAAUGACAAUGAUGAUCCUAUCAGCCCCGUGUUUGAUGCUAACAGUGAUCACGUGUGGUAAUCUGCUGGUGGCAUAUUGCACGUGUAAAUGCGCGCACUUUUCUGCACGUGCAAAAUACUGUGCUUUUUUUCUGAAUCGUUUUUGACUUCUUUGAAAUGGAGGAGACAUUUUAGUAGUAUUUAGUUGUUUUAGUUUGCCUAUAUAUCUAUUCUAUCCAAAUGAAAACGAAAUUUGUAAUUUGAAUUAAUGGAGUACCAGAAUAUGAUAUAUGGGUUAUUAACCGUUAGCCGUUAGGUUUAUUAAGUUAUUAUACAGUAUAGAUUACAUGAUAUUUUGGAGUUUAAUUUUUUUGGCAGUGCGUGUUUUGAUACAGAGUAUUUUAGUACGUGAUACUGUUAAGUCUACAAUAAUUUGGAAUUGUUUCACUCAUUCGCGUCAUAGUGUUGUUAUCAUUUUAUCACUUUGUUCUGUUUUUGGUGUUAUAUAACGUUUAUAUAUAACUUUUUUCACCGCUUUAUUUGCUUUGAGGUUUCUAAGAUGUUUUGUGUAUUUUUAAAAGUAUGAUUUUUUCAGUAAAUUGGUCGGAAGGUAAGACCACAGAAGAUUUUUCGAUUAGUUUAAUGCAUUAUUUAAUUAGUUUAAUGCAUUAUUUCGAUACAUAAUUAUUAAUUCAUACAGAGAUACAGCCGUUGUUAUCUCGAGAAUUUCGGUUAUCAAUUAUUCAAUAUUGCAUGAUAUUACAAAUAUUAAUUCCAUAACAAAAUUAGAUUGGAGAAUUAUUGUACAGAACAAGUUGGAGAGAUAUACAAAUAACACACACAGACUAGCGAACUUCAAGUUUCGUGAGAUUUAUAGUUCGCUUGUCUUUGAGUUUUAUAUGUUUCGAUAUUAUAUUGUAUCUACGUUUUUGAUAUUUUUACAAUUUGCAUCUUGCCCUAAUUUCUUUUUUUUAAACCUCUGAUCAGUGAUCUUCUAAUAUUUUCACGCUGGCGUGACCCAUUUAUUCAGGAGGUGUAAGAUUUAUUAUAAGUAACAAAAAGAUUGAUAUUGUAUCUUAAUUGUUUUCUAAUGCUAUCAAUUAACUCUAAUGCUAUCAAUUAAAACUUAGAAAAUGUUAUUACAUACUUGUUAUUACAUACUUGAUAUUAGCAUUAAGCAUUAAAGAGUAAUAAUUUGCUUAUUAUAGCUUAAAAUCUAUGUAGUUA
This is a messenger RNA of Bolinopsis microptera, 3057 nucleotides long. RefSeq names its product glutamate--cysteine ligase catalytic subunit-like. Gene Ontology annotation, cellular component: glutamate-cysteine ligase complex. The transcript has 10 exons. Bases 11 to 1912 code for a protein of 633 amino acids. NCBI's taxonomy places the organism in Eukaryota, Metazoa, Ctenophora, Tentaculata, Lobata, Bolinopsidae. Gene Ontology annotation, biological process: glutathione biosynthetic process. Gene Ontology annotation, molecular function: glutamate-cysteine ligase activity. The record is from RefSeq and is a predicted model, not a curated record.